AUGCCACUAGUCCCGAUUGAUCAUUCCGAAAUCACCACCACCAUCACUACAGAUGAAUGCAAUUACCUGCAGUAUCAUCAGCACCAGCACCACCAUUACUAUCAUCACGACCAAGAUCGUCAGCCGAAGCCUACCUAUCAAGUUUACUGCCGAGCAGACAACAAAUCCGCGCUCACCAUCCGUGACAACAAGGUCAUUCUCGCCCCAUCCAAUCCCUCCGACCCUCGUCAGCACUGGUACAAGGAACACAAGUUUGGAACCCAGGUUAAGGAUGAAAUAGGCCUACCCAGCUUUGCUCUAGUGAACAAAGCUACCGGGGAAGCCAUCCAACACGGCGUUGCCGGCGCUCAACUGGUACAGCUGUUGAAGUACUAUGAGCCUAAUGAUGAUAGUGUUGAUCAUUCCAUAUUGUGGAGUGAAGCUUGUAUCAAGGAUGAUAAUGGCGAGUAUAAAGCAAUUAGGAUGGUGAAUAAUAUUGGCAUGAACAUGGAUGCAUUUGGGGCUACCAAAGAACGUGGGGGGGUCCAAGAUGGGACUGCCAUUGGUCUGUGGGAAUGGAACGGAGGAGACAACCAACGUUGGAAGAUCAUUCCCUAUUGA
This is a messenger RNA of Ipomoea nil (Japanese morning glory), 600 nucleotides long. RefSeq lists its product as uncharacterized. Lineage: Eukaryota; Viridiplantae; Streptophyta; Magnoliopsida; Solanales; Convolvulaceae. The transcript has a single exon. The record is from RefSeq and is a predicted model, not a curated record. Bases 1 to 600 code for a protein of 199 amino acids.